UUGAGAAUGACAAGGAAGAUCUUCACCAACACCAGGGAGCGAUGGAGGCAGCAAAAUGUCAACAGCGCCUUUGCCAAGCUGAGGAAACUCAUUCCCACCCACCCACCAGACAAAAAACUGAGCAAAAAUGAGACACUCCGCUUAGCUAUGAGAUAUAUCAACUUCCUUGUAAAGGUCCUGGGAGAGCCAGGCCUGCAGCAGACAGCAGUGGCAGCACGAGGCAGCAUCCUGGGGUUCUUCCAGCAAGCCCCACGCUUGCAAAGCAUGGAGGAGCUGACACUGAUAGAAAACUGUGGUGUCUCCUCUCCGGGCAUGAGCAGCAAUAUAGCAGAGUGUUGGUCAGAGACAUCAUCUCCCUAGCAGACAAUGACACAUGCAGUCUUGGUGUUAGUCUGGUAGUCCCCUUCUUUUUGCAGAAUCUGUGGGUUGUUCCUGUAUGUAUUCUGAUUAUUUAUUUUUAUUUAUUACUGGCUUAUUUGGUAUACAUUUUUAUUUAAUAGGAAAGGAAAUCCUUGUUCAGCCAACAAUCUGGAACACCAGACAGAGAACUUGCAGGCCCUGGGAACUUGGAAGGACUCACUGCUGUCACAGCAGAGUCCAAGCCAGAAGGGCUUUCUGCCCUGAUCUCCUCCACAAAUCAGGCCAUAGAAAUUCAUCCAGUGUUUCUGGCAGGGAAAGAGAUUAUUCUCCCAUGCUAUUUCAAGGAAACACUACUGACCUCAAGAACGAUGACUGCACCAAAAAAUUUGACCGCGGCAGACAUCUGGUCUUGAUAGUGAAAGAUUUUGAGAUGUGGUAUUUGCCACAGUCCUUCACCAGUGGUUCUAGGGGCUAAUUGGACUCACUCUUGAGCCUGUGUAUCUUAUUUCUGGCUUGAUUUUUUUUUUUUUUUUUUGAAAAUACAAGUCUUAGCCCUUUUACCUGGCUACAUCUUUCACCAUGAGACUGGAGGGAUCCCUAGUGUCAGAGAAAAAUGCUAUUAAACAAAAGUGAACAUUAGGUUAAAGCAAAAAUGCCAAUGUAAAAUAAAAGAAGACAUAGUCAUAGAUGAGUUUCAGUGGGUUCAACAGGCAGAUUAAACCUCCUCUGUAGCAGUGACAGUAUACGUGUGAAGGAAGCUGGUCAGUUACACUCCAGCUCCCUUAAAAUCCCAUCAGAGAGGCUGUUGGCUAAACUUUUUUGUUCUUUCCAGCUGUAGCAAUGGGGGAAGUCCUGUUUUGGGAGGCAAGUCCCAGGAGAAAGGCCUCAGUGAUGCACUGUGAAAACCUUCAAGGAAAAGCCAGUGAGCAGUGCCCCCUCUUGUUCCGCGCUGCAGAAGCAGCUGGAGCAUGUCUGGGCCCGGCAGAAGGUGCUGGGCAUGCAUCACUGGUGCACCGUGGUACCCCUUCAGCACAGGGCUGUGUGCCAUGCAUCUUGGGCGUCAAGUUCCUGAACCAGCCCUGCUUUUGCCGCCACGGGAGGCAGAACCAAGCUGCACAAAUCCUUGCUGUCACCUGUAAGACCCUGGUGCUGUGACCCUGGGGUGUGUGAAGAUGGAUUGAUGUCUUCCCCAGGCAGGGUACCAAGACCACGGACAAGACUCGGGGCAUGCUGCCUGUAUCAGCUGACUGCCUUUAAACUCUCUGCUUUUGCCUGCUGUAGCUGAAGUUCCUCCUACACUGUCCCAAAUGGGCUGCUGGAGCAAGGACAAAGAAAUUGGUGUAAACAUCUUCCAUUUCAUUCAGUGGGUCAGUUCCCUGUAGGUAAUGCCAAUCACCAUGCUGUAGGUGUUGAGAUGAUAAGCAGGAUGAAAAGACAUUUCAUGAAGGUGACCAUUGUGGGUUUUUGCCCACAAAUCAAUCUAAUUUCCUGAUUGAGUUAUAACCUAUGCCAUCAAAGGCCUGGACUGCUCAUGCAAGUUAUAAAGCUGCAUAGAGCAAAAGGAAAAAUGACACCAGGUUUAAGUAGAACUGCUUCCCGUUCAGAUCCUGCUCCCACUGACACAGGUCUUUUUGAUUUCUAUGUGGACCAAGGUACAUGUCAAUGUGUAGAAAAGACAACUAUUUACCACUGGUGAAGAAGUGGAGCUCCCAUAUGCCAAGGCAUGUCCCUGGGCUGUUUCUGGUUAUUCACGAGACAAUGAGCCGCCUUCAGGAAGCAGAGGUAGGGUUUGUGCAUGUAACAUACACAGCCCUUCUGCAUGAGAGGAUUUGGCACCCAAAGCUGAGCUGCCUUUUAAAGCCUCACCCACCAUCAGGUGCACCAAAGAAGCCAGGGCUGCCUCCUGCUAAGUGUGAUUCAGGCUGGUCCUGUCCAUUGACAAAGACAAAGGUCUGACAGGAACACAGCUUACCCUGGCCAGAGCUGGUGCUGUAACAUACAGGCAUGCCAGUGGACCUGAUUUGGAUGAAAAAAAAAAAAAAAAAAAAA
Messenger RNA from Phalacrocorax carbo (great cormorant), 2409 nucleotides. The record is from RefSeq and is a predicted model, not a curated record. Lineage: Eukaryota; Metazoa; Chordata; Aves; Suliformes; Phalacrocoracidae.